AUGCAUGACACACGUACGCGUACACAGUGGCAUGAAUUUUACAGCCCACAGCAAGACCGCGGCCACUCGGAUCCAUACACACCAUUUCCAGCCGUCAAGUCUGGGAACGAUGAUGCUGAGGACUUGUCUCCCCGAGCGUCGAAACCCUUUAGUGACCUUUUCGCCAGCGAAACCGCGCUGGAGCCAGGGAAUGCGGCACCACCGCGAAACAAGUCAACCGUGCCGUCCAUUACUGAAGCUCAGGUAGUGUCCGUUUUGACGCUAUUUCCUCGCGGUAUAGCCUCUUUUGAAGUGCUGAAAGAUGCUGAUGUGGCGCAGAGCAAGCCUGGAUGGUUGAAACCGGUCGCUCAAAAGCAGCCAUUCUUUAAAAAGCACUACCGACGAUUGAAAGAUAUUCAUGACGAAGGUCCACCAGGUGAGGCUCAGCUGUUCCUGGCAGGCAUGAACAGCUACUGGAAAGAACGGAAAGCUACAGUCGAGUUUGAGAUGUACUCACGAAGACUGAAGGAUGAAGCGAAUCCUAAACCACUAUCAGAGUCUACUGGUCAACAGAGACAUGCAGGUCAAACACUACGGCAAUCACAUGGCAUGACUGACAGACACAAGCCGCGUACUCGCAAGGACUCUGCGGUAAGCUAUGGCAACAUCUCGUGCAGUUCACAAGAGGUGCCUGUCAAGCUUUGGCGCACAGUAUUAGAGAUGAACACAAAUAAGCCACUACCACCGAUGCCUCCGCUGCAAGCGACGCCAAGAGGUAGAGCAAUGUAUAUUAACAAGCUCCUUCCUCGCCUCCCGCGCGACUGCUCUUCUGGCCCAGAGAAGCAAGGAGGAGCCUACCCGUCUCUCCUCCCACCGACCGGUAAGUCCGCACCCAGCAAAGCAGAAAAAGCCCACGACGCGCUCAAAGCCAAGAUUUCCCGCCCCGUCCCAAUAACGCGUACCGUCAACAACCACCCACCCGAUCCCGCGCCAGCUUUGAGCGAGAAGGCAAAAGGUAAGCCCAAUACCCCUUCGUCACCGACCUGGCUCGAUAGACUCGCGCAUCCAACAUUACCCGCGAUACCGACGAUGCCAGCGAUGCCGACUUUCGGUAAGCCCAAGAAGCGGCCGGCUUCGGAUGAGAGCUUUACUUGUCAGGGGCUGCGGGAGGGCAAUGUGUUUGUGGAGAUGAUUAUGGGCGGUGGUGCGCUGAGCGCGGGCACUGCUCGGCCGGUGAAGAGCGUGGAUGAGACCUCCAUUGAUAUGCCUGAGAUAAACCUGGUGCCUGAGCCGCUGUUUACGGGGCGCGGGGGCGAUGGGAGUCCGUGGGGUGGUGGGGAUGCUGAGGCGGAGCUACGUAGUAGUGCUCGUUGGGUUUAG
Messenger RNA from Didymella exigua CBS 183.55, 1359 nucleotides. RefSeq lists its product as uncharacterized. NCBI's taxonomy places the organism in Eukaryota, Fungi, Ascomycota, Dothideomycetes, Pleosporales, Didymellaceae. The record is from RefSeq and is a predicted model, not a curated record. The coding region runs from base 1 to 1359 and encodes 452 amino acids. The transcript has a single exon.